Messenger RNA from Dermacentor andersoni, 7109 nucleotides. Its product is annotated as cytosolic Fe-S cluster assembly factor narfl. NCBI's taxonomy places the organism in Eukaryota, Metazoa, Arthropoda, Arachnida, Ixodida, Ixodidae. The record is from RefSeq and is a predicted model, not a curated record.
UACAAGUUGAUUGGUCCCUCGCGGUCCGAUACCGCAGUUAACUUUUCCUAUUUUCCCGAUUAGCCAGCAUCGUUUGUUUAGUUCAAUCGCAGGUCGGAGGAAUGGCAGACGGCUUUAGCGGCGUGUUGCGAAUUACAGAUUUAAAUGACUUUAUCGGACCCUCUCAGGAAUGCAUCAAGCCGGUGACGGUAGAGAGACGUCCCGGAAAACUUGGGUCUAUCAAAAUCGGGGACGAUGGCUCCUACCUCCAAGUUGACGAGUCCGGGCAGACUUCCAAACUGGAGAAGGCGCAGAUAACGCUCACGGACUGCCUGGCAUGCAGUGGCUGCGUGACUUCGGCGGAAACCGUGCUGAUCACCCAGCAGAGCGCCGAGCAGCUUUACAACGUGCUCAAGGAAAACGCAGAACUGCCUGAAGAAAAACGCAAGCUCAUCGUCAUCACCGUAGCUCCUCAGGUGGCUGCCUCAUUUGCUGGGAAGUAUGGCGUCGGCUACGAGCAUGCUUCAGCAAGGCUGACUGGCUUUUUCAAGACAUUGGGGGCCCACUAUGUUUUGGACUCCACAUUUGGCCGGGAGUUUGCCCUCAUCGAGGUGCUACGAGACUUCCUCGAGCGGUGGGCGCGGAGGGACAGCGAUCGAACUGCCCUCCCUCUUUUGGCAUCGUCAUGCCCAGGAUUCGUCUGUUAUGCGGAGAAGACUCAUGGUGACGUAUUGCUGCCGCACAUCAGCCGAGCCCGUUCGCCACAGCAGGUCAUGGGGUCAUUGGUCAAGAAGUUUCUGGCCGGUAGACUGGGCAAAAAGCCUGACCAGAUUUACCACGUCAGUGUGAUGCCCUGCUACGACAAGAAGCUAGAAGCAUCACGAACAGACUUCUACGACGAAAUAUACAACACCAGAGAUGUGGACUGUGUCAUCACAUCUGUUGAAGUUGAAUCCAUGCUGGUGAAAGAGGGCAGGUCUUUUGGUGAAUUGCCCUCGGCUGCAUCAGAUUCGCUGUUCCGUUGUGAAGUUGGCGGCCGUCCCUAUAGGCACCCAGGAUCUGGAUCCGGUGGCUACUGCGAGUACGUCUUUGUGGAGGCAGCGAGGCUACUCUUUCACAGCAGGCCUGAAGAGGUUGCCUUCAAGACCCUCAGGAACCAGGACUUCCGAGAAGUGACCCUGGAGGUUGGCGGGGAGACUGUGUUGCGCUUUGCCAUCGCCAAUGGUUUCCGCAACAUCCAGAAUGUGGUGCAGAAGAUGAAGCGGGCAAAGUGUCCGUACCACUUCAUCGAGAUCAUGGCCUGUCCUGCUGGGUGCCUCAAUGGAGGAGCGCAGUUGCGACCAGAUGAUGGUGACUCAAAGGCUCUGUUGAGGCGUGUCGAAGACGCUUACAAUGCGGUCCAGUGUCAGCCACCUGGCAUCAACAGGGCCAUGCUGGACGUGUACCAAGACUGGCUCGGCCUUGAGGACCCACUCAACGGAAUUUGCAGUAGUGGUGAUGCAGCGCUGUUGAGAACUACUUAUCGCGCCUUGGAGAAGACGACAAGUGCACUCAACAUUCGGUGGUGACGACGCUGUCGUUCUCUGUGUGGCGGCAUGGGUGUGAUCGAGUGUGUUGUGUAUGAACAUCAUGUGAGACUGAUUAUGAGGUGAACUUUGUUCUUAAGGCAGUACUUGUCGGAGUCUAAAUGUGUUAUAGGAUUUACACUUGUGAGCUAAAUGAGAGGGAACAAUUAAGUAAUAUUCAAAUAACAAUUACAGUCGGCUUCCGUUAAUUCGACCCUGACUGCUGGUGGAAUUAAACAAGAUGCAGAAAAACGGCAAAACACACUGCUGAUUCAUUUGGCAGUAUUUGGCUGAUUCUAACAUGCCCCCGAAUAAAACGCCCACCCUCUUUCUUAUGUGUCCAAAGUAGAAAACUAACAGAGAAAUGACAUUAAAGCUUCUAAACAAAGUAAAAAUCUAACAUGCACCCGAUUUUUUUAGCAAGAAAAAUUGUUGUAUAGUGGCAGCCGGUUUUCUAAACUCAGCUUCGCCACAUGAUUAUUAACGUCUGCUUUAGUGCAAUACAUCCGUGGUAUGCGGCAAAGCAUACGAAUGUUGAGAAGGCAGACGGACAGACAGAGAACAUUAAUUAGGGCCUGAGGUAUGCUACCGCUCAAGGCGGUAGAGCAGCAGGCCGCUUCCACGUCGGCACGGGCAGGCCGAGCUUCACCGCCAUGUCGUUGGCCCUCAGAACGGCCUUGAGUUGAUGUAUAAGGUCUGAGCUCCUUAGCAUGGAGCUCCAUUCCUCUUCGGUCGUGCGUUGACGACCCUGUAAUGAGGGGCAGUGCCAGAGCAUGUGAUCUAAUGUACAAGUGACACCACAAUCUGGGCAUGUUGGAUCAAGCAAGGUCUUCUAUGAAAUGGCUGUGGGAAUAAAGACUAGGGUAUGACCUGGUAUGAAGCAUGCGGACGGUAGGUGCCUGUGCUCUAGAGAGCUUCUCAUGAGGAAGGGGGAAGACCCUCCUGCCCAACUAUAAUGUUUGAUGAUCUCAUGAAAAGUGAGGAGAAUGUCCCUAAUGACCACUAGAUUGGAGUCCGAAGAUCCCCCAGGCUGCCCAGUGGGGCGAGUUAGUUCGCGCGCUCGGACGUGGGCAAUCUCAUUCAGGUUGGCCAUGGGGGCCAGAUGUGAUCCGAGGUGAGCUGGAAAGCAGGUGAUUGUGUGAGGAGAAAUAUCCCUAUGACCUAAAAUGCGAGUUACUUGAGCUGAUACCGAUCCAGACACAAAGGCACUGACCGCUGCUUGUGAGUCUGUGUAGAUAUGUUGCUUAGAAUCGUCAGGGAGAGCGAGGGCGAUAGCUACCUGCUCAGCCUUGGCAGGAAUGGCAUUCCCGAUAGAAGUGGAGUGGAGAACAGAACCUGUGUGAUCAAUCUUAACGGCCGAGAAGUUGGCAGAUCGACCGUACUGCGCCGCGGCUACGAAGCAUGCAGACUCCGGGUUCGCACUGACGUCUUUGAGCAGGGCUUCAGGGCUUCACCCCUGUCCCUCCGCGUCCCUGCAUUGUGCUGCAGUUGCACGUUGCAGGGAAAAGGAGACCGUAAUGUAAGCCCUUUACUCCUUAUUAAAAUCAUGUUUGUGUUCCUCUUGUAGAGCUGGACUACACCCUAGGGCAGCUAGGGUGCUCCUGCCCGUGGCCGAGGAGGAGAGCCUGGCCACCUGGGCCAUACGCUGUGCCUCGAUUAUCUCUUCCAACGUCUUGUGAAUACCCACUUCCAUGAGCGGGUCUGUGCUAGUACGCAAAGGGACCCCUAGCACUCUCCUGAUGCUCUUGCAGAUCAGGAGAUUGAGCUUAGCCUUUUCAUUACUCUGCCAUCAGUGCAUGGCAGCAACAUAGGUAAUGUGGCUCAUUGAAAAAGUGUGAAACAACCUUAGUAAAUUGUUCUCCCUGAGGCCACCUCGAGAGUUGGAGAUUCUAGUGAUGAGCUGAACCAUGCUUUCUGUUUUAGCUGUGAUCUUGUUGAUGGUCUGCGCAAUAGUGCCAUCAGCCUCUAUAAGCAUGCCAAGAACUCUGAUGAACUCUACCCUAGGGAUGAGAUGACCAGAGCUGGCACGAAGCUUUAUAUUGACGUCCGAGAGGGAGACCCAGCCUUUAGGUUUGGCACCCCUUCUCUUGAGUCUGUACAGCAAAAGUUCGGACUUGCUUGGAGAGAGUCAUAGUUCGGCUCCACUAAGAAAAGCCCCGGUGUAAUCCGCAGCCUGUUGGAGUGCCUCCUCUUCUUUUACCCUUGCUGCCACCUGUGCACCAGAUGGUGAUAUCGUCGGCUUAAAGGGUAUGAUGUAUGCCCUUGACUUGCAAGAGCCUCAUGGAAGGCCCACAGAGAGCAAUGUUGAAUAAUACUGGUGAGACCACCGAACCUUGUGGAGUACCUUUGGAGCCAUGUACGAGGUGUUCCGAUUCGAGAUCUCCUAUCUUAAUCGUGGCCUUUCUGUUUUUGAGGAAGGAGCUGAUGAAUGCAUGGAAUCUAUGCCCCAAACCAAAACUAGAGAUGGAUUUGAGAAUAUGCAUGUGCGAGAGAUAGUAAAAGGCUUUCUCCAGGUCAAGUCCCAGGAUUGCCCUGACAUCUCUCGGCUGAACGUCGAUAAUCUGAUUUUUGAUUAACUUCAUCAUGUCCUAGGUCGAAAGUGCCAGCCGGAAGCCGAUCGUGUUGUAUGGAAAGAGACCGUGUUCUUCAGUGUGUUUAGAACUGCGGGUGUUAAUGACGUGUUCAGCCACCUUGCCUAUACAGGAUGUAAGCAAUAUGGGCGUGAGAUUAAACAAACCCAGGCAGCGCCCCAGUUUCGGGACAAGGAGGACUGACGCCAAUUUCCACGCUUCCGGGACGGCACCCUGUUCCCACACCCUGAUAAUCUCGUCCAUGAGAGUUUGUAUGGAAGCAUCGUCCAGAUUAUGAAAGGAGCCUAUUAGAGAUCCGACCCAGGCACAGGGUCGAGCGUCCAUUCAGUCCCAUGAGGGCCUCCCUCACUUCAGCCGUGCUGAAAGGUUCGUCUAGAGGCUCCGCGUGCGAGCCCUCGUAAGGGGGGUAGUCAGUGUCGCAUGGAGAGAUCAACCGACAGGUAUUUUUGCACAAGUAUUUCGUGGUCUGAGCCUUCCAGUUUGUCCACAUGGACAAUAUUGUCAAUUGCCCCCCUUUGGUUGGAUUUCGAGUUUGAUUCAUUGAGCAGGUGCUUGAGCAAGUUCCACUUGCGGUGCAACUGAGCUACAAGCCUCGUCCCACUGUUGCCUAGAGAGCGUCUGACAGUGUUCCUCAAUCUCAUGAUUCAGCUCAGCAAUUAUUUUGCGGAGCCUACGGUUGAGCUUUUGUCCUUUCCACCUGACUAGAAAGGCAUUUUUAGCUUCGAGCAGGUGCGCUAGACGGUUGUCCAUCCUGUCAACCUUAAGGUCAGUAACUAGGAACUUGGUGGCCACAGCCACAUCCUCUUUGAGUUGUGCUACCCAGUGGUCGAAAGAUUCCGGUGACUGGCGGUCCUCAGCAACCUGCUCCCUGAUUUUGUGAUAAAGGUCCCAAUCCGUGAAUUUGAAUUCCCUUGGGGGCCUGCUCUGUACUUCCAUCAAAGUGGUGAGAAUGUAGUGAUCACUACCGAGACUUUUGUUAAGGUUGUGCCACGUUACUGACCCCGAGUUGGCCACAAAGGUGAGGUUCGGAGUGGUGCCUCUGGAGGAUAAAUUGCCAAUUCUGGCUGGGAAGGAGGGAUCAGUGAUUAGAGUGAGGUUGUGGUCCAAAGCCACCUGCCAUAGAUAUCUACCCUUUGUGGUAGUGUGGUGAUAUCCCCAACCCUGAUAUCCCCAACCCGGGGCAUUAAAGUACCCGGAAAUUAUGAGUGGGGCCCUGCCUGCCUCAUAGCAGCUUUAGUUUUAUGUCUGAUUGCAUUAAGCAGGCAAUUUUCGGCCCAAUUUUAUUUUAAAAAAAAUAAAAUAAAAGGCGCUCAUUAGAAACGGUUAAAUACCGUAAUCAAACACUGUGAGCUACAUUCAUUGCUUGAAAAUCUUACUAGGGCUGGCCAAAAAUAGGUGUUUUCAACGAGAGAUUACUUGUGUUCAAUGCAUUCACUGACCCUAUAAUCUCCACCGAAACACAUGCUGCCACUAAAGGCGUUGCUAUCGGGGUCACUAUGAUAAGGCCCUAAGGCCCAUGCAUGCUUAUUGGUCAAGUUUGAAAUAGCCGGCAAAAGCCCAUUUUAGAAUCGAAAUAAUGAAAGUUUGGGCCCAUAGAAAUGCAUGGGCACCGGCUGGGAACUUCGGCUGGGAUUGAAUCAGCCGAAAAAUCAAAUUAACCCAAGUCGAAUUAACAGAAGUCUACUGUACAAGUGUGAGCAUGACGUGCAAAUAUAUCUGCCAAGUUGAUUUCAAGUUGAAGUUUUGGCAUUGUGGAAGUGUACUGCGUCUGACCCAGAGUCACUGUAGGCUCCUUGAGUCUAAAAUCAGGCUUUCCCUGUCACAUUGCUCACCGCUGCACUUUACAUUUCUUCCGAAAUGCUGAUGCAUAUUAUAUUUUCGAAAUCUACUUUUGAAAUCUAUCUUCAAAAUUUAUAAAUUCUGCCUUUGGUGUUUGUUGCAUUAAAGGGAUUACGCUUAGGAAGUGCGCAGGCAUAUCUUAGUUUGGUAUUAAAGGUGGUCUUUACAUACAGGCCCAAGCGUUACCAAGAUCAUUGUGAUGUCAUUACACGGCAUAACUUGCCGAUAUUGUGUAGCAGUUAUGCUAGAUACAAUGAUUCUCAUGAAAGAAUGAACAAUAGGCUUGCACAAUUUCUGUUCUGGCUGCACCGCAUUUGGCAGUCUCGGCAAUCGCCUUGCUGAAACGGAGAGGAGCAUUGCACCAUGACGCAUCCACCAUCAUGGUACUGAAACCAGAAACUAAAACUGGCUUGCGAAAACAAGUGAUGCCCCUUUUCUUUUAUUUUGUUUAUUUUGAAGGGUUUAGAGAGCUUGGACCUUCCUUUAGUAUGUCAGAAUGUUGUGUCCAUACUCUACUUUAAGAUGACCUUAGUUAAAGGCCAGCUGCAACAAAACUUCACUUCGGCUAAACUGUUAUAAAUGAGCAGUGCAUACCAGUGAAGCAAUCUUGGCAAAGCCGCAGGGAUGCUAAGUGCAUAAUUUUCUUGUUGGCAACACGUGCACUUGGUGAUUGUCGCUAUAACGUGAGUCCCAGCACGGCGCCUAUCGUGGCAUGAGUGCCAGCACGUCAGCGUAGUCACAACUGACCGUUGUGACCUAACAGGUGAAAAAAAUGCACACGCGGUAAUACAUUUUCCAGAUUAUAGUCAGCCACUGACUUCUUGAAUACAGUUACAUGUCAUGCAGUUGUGUGCUGCAGUGAAUGCAGUUGCCUUGCAUUCGAAAGAAAAUGAAUGCAGUUUGGCCAGUGUUACUGGAUCUUCCUAUUGAACAGCCUACUAGCAAUGCAGUGACCUGCUUUUUUCUCUUAGCUAGAUAUAAAAAGAAUUUCACUCGCUGCUGGGCAUCUUUCCUGCUCAGAUUUAUGCAGAAGUGUCAUGUUUUAUGAUCCGAAUCAUUCAAAAUAACUUUUGACACUGUUAUACUUGCCUGCUUUGUCGAGAAAAAAAAAGAGUAAUUUUCCUUUGUCUGUGAA